AAUCCCCGGCAACGGCGCCAUUUGACGAAAGAGUUUUAGCGGUAGUAAAUUUUACUCUAAAAGAGCUCCAUUUAUUCCCGUGUUGUAUUCACGUGGAUUGCGUAAAAAUACAUUUUCUAUUAAAGUCUAGCUAGGCAAAGUAUACUCCUGGAAGACCGACCAUAUGUUGCCGGUGGCCAAGGACAAGAUCCGAGAGCAGUUGGCCAAAAAAAGGAGAUGCCGCUCGUCCUUGCGAACCAAACAAAAGAGAUGGCAAAGCUAUCCAACCUUGAUGGGGAGGUGGAUAGGGAGAAGAAGGAGCUACAAGCGGAGAACACCCGGCUGAUGGAGGAGAACAACCGGGUUAUGGAAGACAACUGCGAGCUCAGGAGGUCGUUGGAGCAGAAGAAGGCCAACCUCCCGGUUGAGGCCGUAGCAUGGGCGAGAGAGCAUCAGGUUGAACUUGCUAAUGAGCUUCUCUGCUCCCCCGAGGCAACAAUGAACAUCUUCACGACCCUGUACAAGAAGCCAGAGGGAAGGAAGAUGAUCACGGCUAUGGGCUCUUAUGGCUUCAUGGUUGGCCAGAAGCAGGAAUGGGCCGCCACCCAUCAUGUUCUCUUAACCCGGGAUCCCGACUUCUUCCCAGAAGCCUAUGACCUCCCACCAGUGCCUGAAGAUGAACUGGCUCCCCCUUUUCCUCUAUCAUGAAUUCUUGUUUUAUGAACUCUUUAUUUCCGCCUGGGUAUGCCUAGUGGUAAUUAAUGAUGUACUUGUAACAUUAACUCUGAAUUUGUUACUCGAUACUUUUGCUUGCUUUCAUAUUAUAUUACUUUAUUUUGUUUAUAUGAGUUGUUAGGUAGGUGUUUACACUCUGUCUUUAUUUUUCUUUAUCUUGAAUGAUUUCCUUCUUACUUGAUCGUAAUUACUUUCCCAUUCAAUAUGUUAUAUAUUUCUUCACUGCAUCACCUUCUCCAAGUUUUUAACAUAGCUGGAACUGACUGACCUU
Molecule: messenger RNA, 985 nt
Organism: Cuscuta campestris
Lineage: Eukaryota; Viridiplantae; Streptophyta; Magnoliopsida; Solanales; Convolvulaceae
Source: the annotation of a GenBank genome assembly